Aaosphaeria arxii CBS 175.79 is the source of this 1161-nucleotide messenger RNA. RefSeq lists its product as uncharacterized. The record is from RefSeq and is a predicted model, not a curated record. The coding region runs from base 1 to 1161 and encodes 386 amino acids. Lineage: Eukaryota; Fungi; Ascomycota; Dothideomycetes; Pleosporales. The transcript is spliced from 2 exons.
AUGCGCUCUAGCGAUCUGUAUCUAGAGGAUAUGUCAGCCUUGGAAGAUAUGAAAGAGCUACAUGCGGCAUCCGAGUGUCAUCUAAGCCAGUGCCAGGGCCGCGAGCCAUCGCCAGAUGUGCUUCCACUCGAACGUAAACCUCCUUCGAUAACUUCGUCCCAGCAUUCCCGAAACACUUCGCGAAGUUCGACACGCAUCAAUCGUGAGAGAAUUGAGGUAUAUAGAGACGAUAUAGGUGCUUCUGUCGGCGGUUCCAAUACACUAGCUGGUUUCGCUGCGAAGUCAAACAACGUUGAUAAUGAAGAUAGACGACGUCGGGAACUCCCUUCAAUCGCUGACAAACAUCUAAAGAAGGAGGGUCAGCCAACCAAGACUGAAGGGCCUCAUAUACCGGAAGUUCUAGAUGCGAAGAUGUCUCAACCGGGCAAUGCAUUAAGGGAUAUUACAGAACAGUAUAACGAGUACACACAAGACAAGAGGUCUCUUGCCACAGUAUCCAGGAUAUGCAUAGAGCUGCGUAGAAUCGCCGCAGAGAGGCAAAGCCUAUCUCGUGCGCUUGAUGCACUUGACAUCCAAGAACAAGAUCUGCUGAACGCCCUCUUCAAAGCCUCUGGCUCUGAUAUCCCGGGUGGGCCACUGGCCAAGUCCGAUAUCGAUCAAAGAGAAGGCACUCGAUGCGAAAACUCUUCUUCCCUUAGUCGAGGAACUGGAAAGCUUCAGACGGUGCCAACAGAGGCUCGAUUCUCACAUUCACAGAGCCUGCAAGGUUCGUUGCACGGCCGUUCACCACUAUAUUCAUCUCCUACGGGAGCAGAUAAACAUUUUAUAUCGUCCCGCACAAACCGACCGGGAAACCUUGAUCUGGAGAUUGGUAACGAUCUAUCACAUCGAACUUUGCGACAGACCCCGAGCAGACUACCCACUCCCGUUCGCACACGUGCAAAAGUCUGCAGCCCGGCAACAGUGACACCUACAAGAACCCUGGAAGGGUCAAAAUUGCCCGUGUUUUCAGGCAUUAGGAAGACAAAAGAAAGUUCCAAAGGUUUGGAGACAGUUCGAUCUUCGCGGUACAAAGGCUCCUGCGAACAGAAGACUACACCAUCCAAUCGGAAUAUUGGGAAGGUGUCCGCAACCGUAGCUCGGAAGAAAUGGGAGUUUUGA